Thermothelomyces thermophilus ATCC 42464 is the source of this 1090-nucleotide messenger RNA. RefSeq lists its product as uncharacterized. Lineage: Eukaryota; Fungi; Ascomycota; Sordariomycetes; Sordariales; Chaetomiaceae. Bases 249 to 1007 code for a protein of 252 amino acids. The transcript has a single exon. The record is from RefSeq and is a predicted model, not a curated record.
AAGCAAAGGAAGCAGUGACAAGCUUCCAGCGCAGUAAUAAGGCAGGAGCUUGCGCCGCAUCGUGCGACUGACUCUCCUCCCUUGUUUUCCAAGUUCUCCUCUCGCGUGUAGACUCUUGGCUCGACUAGUGUACAUCACUUCUUCACUUGAGGCUGCUCGACUUAAACACCUCGAGCCCUCUCCCGUCGAGUUUCGCCCAUCCAUCCAUCCAUCCAUCCAUCCCAUUGUCCGGACGACACACCACCAACAUGACGAUCCAGACAUUCCUCACCCUCGCGAUAGCGGGCCUUGCCCACGCCCAUUUCGGCAUCGAAUACCCGCCGAUGCGAGGCGACACACUCAGCAGCCACGCAAACGAAACUUGGUCCCAAUGGACCAACCCAUGUAAGCCCGCCUUUGACAUUUCCACCUGCUUCCACCCACGGCGACUGGUGAGACGGCCAGGGAGCAAAUAUGCUAAUAAAGUAAAACAAACAGGCGCCGGUGUCCCCUCCAAUCUCACAGGCCGCCCGAUUACCCCGUGGCCCCUGACCGGGGGCUCCCUCAAGCUGGACCUGCACCAUCCCUGGACCUACAUCUUCGUCAACCUGGGCCUGGGUUCGGACGUGUCCAACUUCAACUACACUCUGACCCGGCCCUUCUGGAACGAGACGGGCAACGGCACGCUGUGCGUGCCCCGGCUGGAGCUGCCCGCCGACCUGCCCGUGCGCGACGGGUCGCCGGCCAGCCUGCAGGUCGUGACGGUGGGCGAGGACGGGAACGCGCUGUACAAUUGCGCGGAUAUCGUGUUCCGGGAGGACGCCAAGGUGCUGAGCGGGGACGAGUGCAGGAACAGCGAGGGCGUCACGGUCGCGCCCGUGGUGGUGGAGGCAGAUGAUGAUGCGGCCGGGAACAACACAACCGCGGGCGACAAGGGGAGUGCCGGGUCCGCGAUGGGGGUGAAUACGGCGGCGCUGUCGUCCGUUGUUGGGCUCGCGAUGGUGUUUGUUGCGGGCUUGAGCAUGUGAGCUAUGCGCCUCGGGCUACGGGAAGAUUCUUGGUAAGGGGGGUUGAAUUUGGGAUGGAUGGAAGGUGCAAAUCUGCAUGACGU